Salmo salar (Atlantic salmon) is the source of this 7056-nucleotide messenger RNA. RefSeq names its product splicing regulator ARVCF. Gene Ontology annotation, biological process: cell-cell adhesion. The record is from RefSeq and is a predicted model, not a curated record. Lineage: Eukaryota; Metazoa; Chordata; Actinopteri; Salmoniformes; Salmonidae. Gene Ontology annotation, molecular function: protein binding. Gene Ontology annotation, cellular component: adherens junction; nucleus; cytoplasm.
UGUAAGAGAGGAGUUUGAAACCGUCAGUUGGGGCCACAGGUUUGGGUCAGUGACAGGCUAUUUUUACAUUUUUUUUUUACAACAAUUUGCUGUCAAUUUGUAUUUGACGCUAUUGAAGAAUUUGCGACCUCACGGUGCUUUUUGUUUUGUUUUUGGACAUGGGACAAACUUAGACUAUAAAUAGCCUAGUUAAAAAUAACUUAAUUUGAUUUUUAUAUUGAAUGAAUCAUGGACUUUUUAAAGUAAGGAAUAAUUUCAACACAGGCAACCUUUGAUUUGUCCUCUCUCUUAACCCUCCAUAUAAUUGAGCAAAUAAAACAUUGGCUAAGCCAAUCACGGACUACACUGCUAUUCUCCGGCACUGUACGAGAAUAACAGUAGCGCUGUCGUUUGCAACAAAAACAUUGAAAAGAGGAGAAAUCAUUAUUCAGUUUUGGUCACGUUUCUGAGGUGCAAUUCAUAAACUAAGAAGAAUAGGCUAGGAGUGUGGGGUGAUUUAUUUAACCAGCGCGAGGAACCAUCUGGUGAUUGCAUCGCCAAGUUUACACCGCUCCUGCGUGCGCGUACGUACUAUCCCUAAACUCCAGUGGAAGGGAGGAGUAGAAGGUGUAGCAGCACAGUUGCAGUGGCCCUCUGAUAAAUGUCCACCUGUGCUGAAGUUUUUAUGGGUCUUUCUCUUCAGCCAAAGCUGCUGUAUGAGGCAGAUCUUCCAGGGUGGAUCAUAGCAACUUGUCAACUCUAACAGAGCUGCCCCAAGUCCACUCCUCAGCCAUCUGACAGACCCAACACACAUCAGAGCUCAGUCCAACCCAAUCCCUUUGACUCAUACCAUUGGGCCAUGGAGGAUUAUGACGUGCGCUCGGCCGCCAGUAUCCUGGCCUCGGUGAAAGAGCAGGAGGCGCGCUUCGAGCGUCUGACCCGGGCCCUGGAGGAGGAGCGACGCAACGUCUCCCUGCAGUUGGAGCGUUCCAAUGUACCCCCCGACAGGUUGGGAGGGACUGGGCCUAGCGCUAAGCUGCCACCCAACAGCCAACCCCUGGCCUGGCAGCAGGUGGUGAUGCAGGAGCAGAGCCCCAGUAACCAGACGUCUCUGGCCAUGAUGCAGGAGCCCCAGGAGAUGGUGGAGGAGACGGUCACCAUCGAGGAGGACCCUGGCACGCCCACCUCCCAUGUGUCCGUUGUCACCUCCGACGACGGCACCACGCGACGCACAGAAACCAAGGAUAUGUCAACUAACCUGAAGGUGACCAAGGUGAUCAAAACCAUCACCCGCCGCAGGUACCUGCCAGUGACCGUCACAGAGACGCUGGUGGUGCCAGGAGGUUCCAUCAUCCCGCAGUCCAAACCCAGCACCCCAGUGCCCACCCCUUCUCCCACCCCCUCCCCAUCAGAGACAGACCCAGUGACUAAAAUGGUGAAGACGGUGACCACCAGGACGGUUCGCCAGGUGCCCCUGGGCCCCGACGGCCUGCCCCUGCCUGAGGGCUCGUCCCCACUGGGCAGCUACACAGACUCCAUCGACCGGCGUUACCUGAAGAAUGGGGAGCGCUACAUCACCACGCCGCAGGCCACCUCCACGCUCACACGCUCCUACAACAACUACAACGACUCCUACAGCGACGCACUCCCCCCCGACGCUGGUGGGAGUCAGUACGGUGGGCGCCACUACGGCCUCCACGACGGCUACGGCAUUGGAGACGUGACGGACAACUACGGCAGCCUGUCCCGCGGAGUCAACUUCCGGCCACCCCGCUACCCAUACGCUAUGGCUAACAGCUAUCGGCCGGAGAACAGCUAUGGGACCCUACCCAUCCGGAAGGAUGACUACGGCCACGUGGCCCAGCCCCAGGUCCCCAUGGGCAGCAGCAGCGUGGACCUGAACCGGUCGCAGCCAGAACGCUUCCAGCCAGAGCCCUACGGACUGGAGGACGACCGCCGCAGCCUGGGCCCCGAGGAGGAGGAGCCCUAUGACCUGGAGCCUGACUACUCCACUGCUAGCCGGCGCCAAGGCACACUACCAGGCACCAACCGCGGCAGAACCAUGAGAGAGCCGCUCCGUGACGGGCCACGCAUCAGGGGUUACGAGGAUCCCAUCGAGGCGGAGAUGAUUGACGAGCAACACCCCUAUAUCCAUGGCAUGUACCCGGCCCCCCUGGCCCAGCCCGAGAGGGGGAGCAUGGCCAGCCUGGACCGCCUGGCUGGCCGCCGCUCGCCCUCCAUCGACAGCAUCCGCAAGGACCCGCGCUGGCGUGACCCCGAUCUGCAAGAGGUCAUAGCCAUGCUGGGCCACCCCAUCGACCCGGUCAAGUCUAACGCUGCCGCCUACCUGCAGCACCUGUGCUACGAAAACGACAAGAUCAAGAAAGAUGUGCGCCAGCUGAAGGGGAUCCCAGUGCUGGCAAGCCUACUGGACCAUCCCAAGGCUGAGGUCCACCGCAAGGCCUGCGGAGCCCUGAGGAACAUCUCCUAUGGGAAGGACCACGACAACAAGGUGGCCAUCAAGAACUGUGACGGUAUCCCCGCCCUUGUCCGCCUGCUGAGGAAGACCAAUGACAUGGAGGUCCGCGAGCUCAUCACAGGGACCCUGUGGAACCUGUCUUCCUAUGAGCCUCUGAAGAUGGUGAUUAUAAACCACGGACUGCAGACUUUGACCAACGAGGUCAUCAUCCCCCACUCAGGCUGGGAGCAUGAGCCCAACGAGGACUCCAAACCUCGUGAUGCAGAGUGGACCACCGUCUUCAAGAACACAUCAGGAUGUCUGAGGAAUGUGAGUUCGGACGGGGCCGAGGCAAGGCGCAGACUAAGGGAGUGUGAGGGGCUUGUGGAUGCUCUGCUGCACGCCCUGCAGUCAGCUGUGGGCAAGAAAGACAUGGACAACAAGUCUGUGGAGAACUGUGUGUGUAUCAUGAGGAACCUGUCUUACCACGUUCACAAAGAGAUCCCAGGGGCCGAGAAGUUCACAGACCCAUCCGUUCUGCAGGCCCCGGGCUCUGCGGGCCCUCAGAGGAAGAAGAAGGAUGACGCAGGCUGCUUUGGAGGGAAGAAGGCCAAAGAGGAAUGGUUUAAUCAAGCCAGAAAAAACGGCGAGAAUGACAAAAACUACGAUACGCUGGAUCUACCCAAGCGCACAGAACCCACGAAAGGUUUUGAGCUGCUGUACCAACCGGAAGUGGUAAGGCUGUACCUGUCUCUGCUAACUGAGAGCCAGAACUACAACACUCUGGAGGCUGCUGCAGGGGCCCUGCAGAACCUCAGCGCCGGACAGUGGACCUGGUCCAACUAUAUCCGUGCCACAGUGAGGAAGGAGAAGGGUCUUCCCAUCCUGGUGGAGCUGCUGCGUUCUGACUCUGACAAGGUGGUCCGAGCCGUUGCCAUCGCCCUGCGCAACCUCUCCAUCGACCGCCGCAACAAAGACCUGAUCGGGAGCUAUGCCAUGAGGGACCUGGUGAGUAACCUGCCCAGCGGUCAGCAGCAGCCAGCCAAGAACCUGGAGGAAGACACGGUGGUGGCCAUUCUCAACACCAUCCACGAGAUCGUGACGGACAGCUCCGAGAACGCACGCUCCCUCAUCCAGGCCCAGGCCAUCGAGAAACUGGUGGCCAUCAACAAGACAAGCCAAUCACCACGUGAGGACAAGGCCGCCUCCCACGUGCUGCAAACGGUGUGGAGUUACAAGGACCUGAGGAACGCCCUGACCAAGGAAGGAUGGAACAAGAGCCACUUCCAGCCUACAGCGACCGGUGCCCCUAAAGCAGCCAAGAAUGGCAAGCCAGGCUAUGACGACACCACUCUGCCCCUGAUGGAGAAGAACCAAGGUCAGUCUGUGAUGGCAGGCGAGACUGGGGAUCCUCCGGGCCUGGCCUACUGUGGUGAACUGAGCACCAAGAAAAAUGGAAGUGGUGAUAUGAUACCUAUGGACGAGCUUGGUCCAGAUGGCUACUCCACCAUCGACCAGAGAGACAAAGACUGCAAGUACAAGAGUAGUGGAGACGGGUCAGUGGACCUGACAGAACGGGAGCCAUUGAAGAAUGACACAAAUAGGAAACACUAUGUCAGGAGUAACAGGCCUGCAGUCAAACUGGUGGAUGCUUGUGACGUUAAACCUCAGCCUGUUGACUCCUGGGUCUAAAUGCAUGCAUGGCUUAAAUAACGACAGCGUAACACCUAAACUAGAGGAUCUCCCAUAUCAUCACUGCCAUAACACAUGGAACUCAUUUUGAUGUUGACUCGUCAGCAGAUAGACUUUGUAAAAGAAAGAAAAAAGAAACCAUCAUCCAACAACCAAUGUUUCAUGCUUUUGAAUCAGCAAAUGAAAUGAUGUAUAAAAAAAGAAAGAAAAGAAAAUCUAAAAACGACUACUUGUCAUAUCUACAUUCCCCACUGGAUGGACAGACGUAGGGUACCCUAACAGCAAGGACUCUGACUGGAGCAGCACUGCAUGGUGUCAGGAUGGAAGAGUGGAAGCAGUUAUUGUCAUAGAGAUACAAGUAUUCUAGAGUUCUAUCUCUAUGGCAAUGUAAGGAUGGCUGGUGGUGUGAAGCAGGGGGAGAGAAGGUGAUGUCUGUUGGGAGGAAAGGAAGUGUGUUGGAAAGGAGACAUUUUGCUUCUAAUAGUAUUUUUUUUUUCUAUUUUUUUUUUCUAUGUUACAAUUUAGCCUUUUGUUUAGGUUUUGUUUUUGUUGGUUUGUCUUUCGUCGAGGCACAGUAAAUCGUUUUUGUUUGUAAUAUAAUUGUUAUUUUUUUAUUUUGUUGGUCUUUCUUUUUGUUUGGGUUUUCCGGAUUGAAGAAGUGUGGACUGGUGUGGUAGAUGAAGGUUGGGGUGGUUUGAAGGACUUGAUGCUUGAAGGGCACUUAAAGGAACUGUAUACCUGCAAGUGUUGAUUGGAGUUAAGGAAGUGAAAUGACGUGCAUUUGGUUGGGUUACUUAUAGCUGUUGAGCGAAACAAAAUGAAAAUAUAUUUUCAGUAUCGACACAGACUAGAGAUAUGCGUUUGCCGACGAUAUAUGAAUUGCUUGGUUGGUUGCAGUUUGUCAUUGAUAUGUAUUAAAGUUGAAGAGGAUAUAAGACAUUUUGUUUAUAAAUGGAUUGUGUUAAUGAAGGAAUGGAAAGUACAUGCCCCUGGUGUCAAAGGGUAGAAUCUAAAAGCAUUUUAUAUUUUUGUUGGUUUUAUAAAUGUAUAUUAGGGUCAAAGAAAAACAAAAAGAGAACAGAGAAAACAAAGACGUCUUAGUUGUCUACUCUUAACAGGUUGUUUGGGAAGCACAUUCAUUGGAUAAAAGAUCAUGUUUGUAAACAGAAAUAACCACAUCAUUUAAGUGUCAAAUCUGUCGUCAUGCUGAUCACAUAUUUAUAUUUUGUACUGUCAAGAGAAAACAAAACAAAAAAAGAACAGCUGUUAUUCAGCUUUCUUUUUAAAGGCGAGUUGAACUGAUGACCUGGUCUCCAAAUCUUUCAAGGAGAUUAAUAGAGGGAGGGAGUGGAUGGUUCAGCAGGGAUCACUCAAGAGAUACGACUGAGAGAAAAGAGGGAUGGAUGGGUGGGUGGAUGCAGCAGCAGGGAUAGACAGAAAGAUGUUAGACAGAAGUGUUACAAUUCCCUUCACAUUUCACACUGCAAUUUAUAUGAAGUCGCUGAGAACCUGAAAACAUGCUUUGAUUUCACUAAUGCAUCUUUAAAGAACUAUUUGAAACAAGCAUGAAAAAAUGUACAAAUGUUCAUAUUAUAUUAUUUUUAAGUGCCAGUUUUUGUGGUGUGAUUGGAUAUUAGUCAUUUAUAUCCGGAGAGGAGAGCAGUUUUCAUGUGGUUCAAGGCAGAAUUUGCAUCACGUAUGAAGUAUACAACAUCUGUUUGAUAAUGAUAUUUUUUGGGCCCUCUCUAGGGGCAGUUGAAAUGUAGUAGUGCAGAUGAUUACGUCAUUGUCUUUUAAAAAGAGCCGAGAAGAAAGGCUGAACUACACGCGGUUAAAGGUUUAGUAGUGGUUUUGUGAUUGUUUUAUCUCCAUCUCCAAGUGGACUCUCCAAUAUGAACCCAUUCUCUCUCUCCCAAUUCUGGGACUAGUGAGGGGACCCUCCACUAAUGGACAGCUUAACUCAUGCGUCAGCUAUAGGCAAAUGGCAUGUGCCUGCGUUGAAUGCCGAAUUUCUUUGUGAUGUGACUUUAUAAAGCUUGCAUAUUUUACACAGUGUUUACAAAGACUUAUGUGAUCAAAUAAAAAUGUAAAGUACAUGUAUUAAUAAACAUUUAAUUUCAGAGAAAAGCAUUGUAAUAAUAGCCCCACGUUAACGUCCUCCAUGUCGACGUACGUCCUCAAAACUGUGUGCUUUUCAUUGGAUUGUUCAUCUUUGACUGUCUAUUCCUGACUGCAUUUUGUAGUACACAACCAGAGAAUCUUGUGUUGUAUUUAUAUACAUAUGAAAUGAGUCCAUGGGCUUGUUUGUGGACUGUGCUAACUGUGCUGUGAAAGAAAUGCAAGAAAAUGGGGCAGAAAUUGAAUCAAAUGAGCAAGACCUACCUGUGUAGAUAUCACUGAUUCAAACUCUUCAAAAUAAAGUAACUGUACUACUCAGUAGCAAAUGUGUUUGUAACUAUCAUGUGCCUUAACAUUUUCCAUGGUACAUAAAGAUAUCAUUGUGUUUUAUAUAACUCUUUAUCCCUCCUGCCGUUCCUCCUUCCUCCUCAUCCCCUUAUACCUCUCCUUUUCUCAACUGUGUCAGCCUCCCUCCCUACAGUAUAUCUCUCCCCUUCCCCUUCAUUUUAGACACUUACACAUUCACUCACUCUGUCCUCAGUGUAGACUAGACUGUUGGUGGGUUUUUGCUUUGUAUUACAUUGUAUUAUAAACUUUUAAAAGAUAGAGACAUAAAACAUGGUUUGAGUUCAUAGAAGAGUACAUUAAUGCUUUCGUAGCUAUCAGAGCGAUGCCACAGUGACAGAAUGUAUUAUGUUGAUUUUACUAAUACCCAGAGGCAAGUAUUACGCUUGUUCAAAUAACGUAAAAAAUACUGAUUUGUAGAGUAUCAAUUUGGUGUGUUUUCAAUAAACCAUGCCUGGAAAGAA